GCUGGGAGAUGCUGCAUGCAGAUUCUGCUGCACCAGAAGCGAUGGACCAGCAGAGCUGUGGUGUCCCUGCAGCACAGAGUGGGGUCAGCACGUGUUGGUUGGAAAUGUCACUCCUGGGUUACAGGUGAUGGCCAGAACCUGGUAACAGAAGAUGUGACGGUAGUGGAGGGGGACGUUGCCACCAUCAGCUGUCGAGUCAAAAACAGCGACGACUCCGUGAUUCAGCUCCUCAAUCCCAACAGACAGACGAUUUAUUUCAGAGAUUUCAGACCACUGAAGGACAGCAGGUUUCAGCUGGUGAAUUUCUCCAACAGUGAGCUCCGAGUGUCGCUGACAAACGUCUCUAUUUCUGAUGAAGGACGGUACUUCUGCCAGCUCUACACAGAUCCCCCGCAGGAAAUUUACACCACCAUCACAGUGCUUGUCCCACCACGCAAUUUGGUCAUUGAUAUCCAGAAAGAAAUCGCUGUUGAGGGAGAAGAGAUUGAGCUGAACUGCACUGCCAUGGCCAGCAGACCAGCAACCACCAUCAGAUGGUUCAAAGGAAACAAGGAGCUGACUGGCAAGUCAGAAGUGGAGCAGUGGUCUGAUAUGUACACAGUGACCAGCCAGCUUUUGCUGAAAGUGGGGCGGGAGGACGAUGGGGUCCCUGUCAUCUGCUUGGUGGAUCACCCCGCUGUCAAAGACUUGCAGACACAACGCUACCUAGAAGUCAUGUAUAAGCCUCAAGUGCGGGUUUCUCAGAAUUACCCAGUGCAAGGCCUCACGAGAGAAGGGGAGCCGCUCGAACUGACGUGCGCAGCUUUUGGAAAACCACAGCCUACGGACAUGAGGUGGUUAAGAGUAGAUGAUGAGAUGCCUCAACACGUUGUAGUGUCUGGUUCAAACCUUCUCAUUAGUAACCUAAACAAAACAGAUAAUGGUACAUACCGCUGUGAGGCUUCAAACGCGGUGGGGAAAUCACAUGCGGAUUACAUGCUGUUUGUAUACGAUCCCCCCACAACUAUCCCUCCUCCCACAACAACCACCACCACUACCACCACCAUCCCUACCACCAUCACAGACACAACGGCGACGACAGAACCAGCAGUUCACGGCUUUACUCAGUUGCCAAAUUCCGCAGAGGAGCUGGACUAUGGGGAUCUCUCAGGUACUGGCGUCCUGCUAAAUGCUUCAACGGAGGCUCUGCCAACUGUACAAAUAAGUAAUGCAUCUAUUGCCUUGCAUCCAGGUAGCUAGUUCCCAGUGCCGCGUUCACUUGUGUGUGUCUGUGCCUCUCAGAGCUGUGCUCCUAACGUAGGAUGUACGGGACAGAGGCGUUUGUCUCACACUUCCGCAGCACAGAUUGACUUCUGAUUCUACUGCAGCGUUUUUUCAGCCCUGUAGUGUUACAGAGACAAUUCCUGCAGUGCUGUGAGUGACAAGUCCAAACUGCUUUGUAUUGGUGUGUGUAUAUACGUACGCACGCACAUAAAUAUAUAUGCUGCUGUGUGUGAUGAUUGCAGUAAUCCAGUUAAUCUAAUUCCGUACAUCUGUAUUUUCGGGCCCCUCAGGUGCAUUAUGGUCUUCUUGUUUGUCUCAGCAGUGUUGAUACACAUCUUGUAAAACACUGAACAAUCAAGAAAGACCCGUGUAGCCUUUACAUCUGGUUUGAUUAACUAAUCAAAACCUGAUUAGCACCUUUGUUCAAGGGGUUGCUGAUUAAUCAAUUACUAUUGAUUGUAAGUGUCGCUCCAUUUUCUAGCGGAGGGAAGUCUGAAGAAACAACCAAUAAACAUUGAGCAGCUGUCAUAGUGAUUAAAUUUAUUAAAACAAAAUGCAUUCUUUUUUAUGAAGCGAGCUUAAAAUGGGUCACUGAAGAGAAGCUUAUUGAUUGAAGAAGGAUGAACUCCUUGAAUUUCUCCAGCUUAAAUUAGACCAAAUUCAAUUACGAUACGACGAACAGGUUGACACUACUCUUUAACAGUCCAUCAAUAAAUUAGAGUAGGGGUAGGAGCAGCACACUUAAUGCUGGACUAUAGCAAUGAAUAAUAUUAUUGCUCAUCCUGCUGUGCAGGCAGUGAUUACUAUCUCCCAGCUGGUAGAUGAGCACUGAUGAUUAUUUUCCAGUGGUUCUGAACUGAAGACACCCUGUUCUCCCUGCUCUGCCCACCGACACCCCAACGGCUGCCCCACGUUUUAGUGAUGUUCCUUGAUGUCAAAAACGUGGUUCUCCAAAAGGAUUCACCAGCAAUUUGUCAAAAGAGCAGCCAGUGGGAAAAUGUCAGCACCAACCUGGUUUCUGACCUCUUAGAAAAGGGGAAUAGUUGGUUCAUCCAGCGAGGUAAAGUCGUUGCACCUAACUCAUGACCAUGAGGGAGGUAUGGAGACUUGCAUCGUUUUGGUGUUUUAACUGCAUAAUAGGCAAAGCUUUAAGAAGAAGAAAAAAAGAUUGAUGAGUUGGGAACUCUUGAAAGAAGUGGAUUUAGGUUUUCCCCAUCAUGAUGCGUUUAUUGCAUCUGGGAAGCAGGGUAGCUGUCAGUGGAGCUGCUGUGUAUACACAUACGUGUGUGCACACAAAUUAAACCCAUGUUCUCCAGUGUCCACAGCUUGAAAUUAAUUUUCACCAAGAAAUAAAAGAGAAAUUUUUGUGCGAGUGCAGGAAUAAGUCUAAAUAUGCCAGAAUUCCUAUCUGUGCUACGUGCUUGUGAAAAGAACUCCAUCCGUUUUCUGCUUUAAUAGCACAAAUGGCUGCAGAAAAAAAGUUCAGAGCUGUUCAGAUGUCACAAAGUGGGGCUGUAGAUCAGAACUCAGCCAGAAUUGGCUAAGGAAGUGGUGGAGUCACUGUCCCCAGAGGUGUUUAAGGAAGGGAUAGGUGCAGUACUGGGGGACGUGUGGCAAUAGUGGCGGUAGGUGGAUGGUUGGACCGGAUGACCUUACAAGUCUUUUCCAGCCUUUGUGAUCCCAUGACUGGUAAUAUCUCCUAAAGCUUUGGUUAUUUCAUGUCACUGGUAUUUAAAGAAAUGGAGCCUUAAUCAGAAGCAGUGCUGGAGCACGUGGGGUAAAACAGUGAGCCAUGCUGCUCAAGGUAAAAGCAAUACCAGAAAGUGAGGACUAGCGUGAAGUCGCUCUGGAGUUUUUCAGCUAAAUAAAAUGAUUUGUUCCUAAUAGCUCUGAAGCUUUUAACUCAGAUGUGAUUGAUAUGUAAUUAAAAACUAGCUAGUAAAGUCAGUCAGGUCCAAUCUGGUCCUUUCUUUUUAUCUUGAGAUGCUAUCACUUAAAAAGAAGAGCUGGCAUAUACAUUCAUAUAUGCGUAUAUGUGUGUAUAUAUAAAUAUGCAUAUCUCAAAGCCUCAUUAAAACCAGAAUUGAUUGGAGCCUAUUCAUUGAGUAGCUGGGAGGAGAAAAGCUUUCAGUAAGCUAAACCUUGCUGUAAGAGCUUGACCCACAUUAUGAGGAUAUUACUAUUAAAAUCUGCCAGCUUUUUUUUUUCCAUGCUCCCGAGGCUGCACUAAGUGAUCUAUUUUUAAGCAAUUACUACUGCAAAAAUGCUAAGAGAAUUUGAGAUUAUUAUUAACACUUACUUAAAAAAUAAUAAUAAUAAAAAAUCCUACUAAUCGUAAGUCACAUAACGAAGAUUCGUCUGGCUUAAAAUAGGGAUCUCAGCUGAGAAUAUUCAUAUGAGAGAUAAUCAACAUCAGUGUCUCCUAUGGGUUCCUCGUUACCUGAGUCACUUUCCAUGCUCAGAUACUGGGGCUGACGAGUGUCAGUUUUGCCACCUGCAUGGGUUUGUCCUCAAGCCAGGAGAAAAGUGAGCAGAGCAGCAUGGGUGUGCUGCCAAGUGCUGGAUGCUUGCUUAGGACUCUGUGUAUUUAAUGCUAAGGGAGUUAGUAUGGAGUGGAGUAGGAACCAGUCACAAAAUGUCUUUCUCUGUGUAGUGUCUGAACAAAUCACACUUUCUGUUUAAAGGAAAACUUCAGGACUCUCGUUGGGAGUGCUGUCAUUUAUUGUUGUCAAUUAAAGUGGCGCUUGGUUAAAAUAAUGAACAAAACCUCGUUUAAAAGCUCCCAAAGUUUAUCGGCCGCAAUUUUAAAUGGGACUGCAGUGCUCUCUGCUGCUGUAUAUUGUGCUGCAUCUCAUGCUGAGAAGUUCAGUGCUACAUCAGGUAAAAAUAUGGCAGGGCACAGUCGUCCUCUUCUCAACGCAGUAGUUUAAAACAAAAAAAUUGAUUUUUUUCCCUGCAUAUAUUGACUUACCGUAAGCAGACGGUGCCAUUAUCACUGCAGUUUUCCUUUAAGGUGCUUUGAUAUAAUCCGCCCUAUUUGGAUCACAUCAAAGCACCACCCUCUGAAACGGGGUCCAGCUGAGGUGCAACGUAGCUGUGGAGUAGCAGAAUAGUUGUGCAUGUUGUCCCCAACAUGCAGCAGUGUCUCUGUGCUGACUCCUUCCAUCCCUCCCUGCAUCCCUCCCCCCUUCCACCCUAAGAAAACACAAGCAAAACAGAAAACAAAGCCAUCGUAGAAACAUUCUGACUAUUGGAUUUAAAGGCCAGCGUGCUCCAAUAUAUAUUAACAUCUUAAUGGGAAAGCUCUGCAUGUAUACAUUUACUACUCUCUGACAAGAGGGAAUUAAAUGUCAGAAGGAUUUGUAGCAUCUAUAAUUGAAUUGGUGCUGAGAAAAGCAAAUCUUAAGGAAGAAUAACAUAUUAGGAUUAGCAAAUAAUGUGGCAUUUUGUCAGUUCCUGCCAUCUCAUCUGUUCCCUCUUCAGUAAUAAAGUUGUGAUUUCUUUUUUUAAUCAUAGAUAUGAAGCGGGAAUAGCUUUUGUGAAUCGGAGACAGCAUUUUAAAGCAGAUUCUGGUUUUUAAGGUCAAGUUUGUCUUUCUUGGCACAAAUUUGGGAAUGAUUCCCCACUCCGAAGUCUCAACACUUUGUUACCGAGGGAAUAAUGAGUGGCAUCCAUUACUGAUGCUCAUUCAAUAGGAAAUAAUCUGCAACCUGGGAUUAUUUCUGCUGGGCAGCACCCCAAAGUAAAGGCAGUAGGAACCCCUGUGAGCCCCAGAAGAUGCAGAGUGAUGACUUUCUACUGCCUUGUGCCUUCUUCCCUGUUAAAAAGGAGAAACAAUUUGGCGAGAGGGCUUCCGCUUUGAAAAAUCUGAUUUUUGUGCUAUUUUAAUUUGCAAGUGGUUCCUUCAGAGAGCAAAUCGAUGCAACGUAGGAAGGACAGGAAGAGGAGUUAAUUCCAGUAAGUGCAGGGGUUGUAGUGCUUCUAAAUGCGGUGCAUUUAUUUUUAAACAGAGCUCCUGCCUGUUUUGUCCAGCACAUUCGCAAUUAGACACCAAGAGCCAUUCCUUGGGUAAUUAAUAUGUAAAUAUAAAUAUAUCUUUAAAGUCAGAAGUGCACCAUCGGCGGCUGCACGGUUGGGUAUCGCAUGGUUUGCAGCCACUGUGGGGUUGGGUACAUCCUUCAUAGCUAACCUUGAUGAAGUAGGUAUUUAGCCAUGUACCUGACACAGUGAUUCUUGUCUGAAGCUGCAGUGGCCCCAGCACAGCCCAGGCUCUGGUUUUACCUGGUUGCUGUUGCAGCAGCAUCCCUGCCCCAGCGGGGUGGUCUGCUUGGCAUGGUGCUGCACCACCCCGGGCAUCAUUCCCAUCAGCGAGCAGGGAUAUCCUGCUUCUUGCCAAAGCAGCAAAUGCUGGGAAUUGCUCACGACACAGUUUGUUCCUACUGAAGAUGAUUUAAAAAAAAAAAAAAAAAGGAAGAAAAAAUGUCCUUUUUUAGAGGCAGUUUGUUCUGGCAGCUUGCCACAGCAAGUAGAAAUCCUUCAGUCGGGGCUCCAGGACGUGCACAACGUUCCUAAAUGCUUAUUGUUAUUUGUCUUCACCAGAAAGCUGGGAAGCAUUGACCUCAAAGGCAGCACUUCCCCUUGGUCGUGGAGCUGUUGACAGUUCAAGAUGUGUUAAUUCUCACAGAGCUGUGCAUAGGGCUUUUCCACCAAUGAAGUGUAUUCUGGGCGGUUUCACAAUUAAGUUUUAUCCUUUGAGUGCACUUUGGCAUUACAGUGUAAGGGAGAAUUUUUGCGUUUGGGUUCUCUGGGUCUCAUUUUUAUUCUGAUGGUGAAUUCCUGUGCAGUAACUGGCCCGUGGCACAUGUUCACUUUGCUGAACACCAGGCUUUAACAUGCAUCCUGGCUUGCUCCUCCCACUGCUAAGUGACCCGGCUUUGGGUUGUGUGGAAACAAAAGCCGUACGGUUUACAGCAGUGUCUUUUUUGUCCCGUUGAGUUGAGCUCAUUAGGCGAGUUCCUGGAAGGGGGUUCUCCCUUCGUUCUGCUCGCGGGCUGUUCUUUGUUUUAUCCCCCAGCGUGCACCAGAGCCUGGCAGCAUCAAACCAUUGUGUGUGCCAAAGCUGCUGCUUCGAAAAGUUGAAGAAAUACUCCAUGGUUUUUUCUUAAAUUGUUUUAAUUAAAGUGUGCUAUACAGCGCUCCCAGUCACGAGUUAUUUACUUGCAUCCCUUAGUGCUUCAUCUUAGAACAGAAUUGGAAAUAUCGAUAGAGAGCGUAAAUCCUGGGCUCCUGCUUGAGAGCAUUGUAUCAGGUUUCAGCUCAAAAGAGCACCAUUACCUUUAGCUGUCACGGAUCUGUACGCUUGAUCGAUAAACUUCAAAUAUUAUUAGAGGUGGAGGCUUCAGAGAUUUGCUCUGUUCUUUGGAGAGAGACCGGGAUAAAUCUUUCUUAAAAAUUGACUUGAAUUUGCACUCUCAGUCUUCCUGGUAAAAUGCAUUUCUCUUAGGUGCCUGGGCAGCUGCACGCAGGGCAGAUUUAUAGGCCAUGUGCUUCUUGUAGUGAAAGAUCUAAAUGGUAAAUCCUUCACAUAUGACUUCACAAAUCAUGUAAAGUUAAAAGAUUUUUACCGUUUCUGUUGCUGCUGUGCUUAAAUUGUAAGGUAUGGCCAGUAAAUCAUUUUAAUGGAGGUGUCGUGCUUGACUCAAUAAAAAAAAAAAAGAGAGACAAUGGUUUAGCUUCUAUUCCAAAAUGUUAAUGUAUUAAUCAACGGGAGAAUAAUUGUUUUUUACUACGUUAUAAAUCUCAGUUGCCAUUAGAAUUGCAGCGAGGGUUGAUGUAGCUGCGUUCUUAAAUUAAAAUUGUUUACACUGCUAUACAUUCAUUUUACAUGGCCAUAGCUCAUUCCGGGUUCAUUUUGGAGUUGUUCCUCAGCCAAAUAAGUCAUUCCUCUCCUGGUGAUGGCAUCGUAAGGGAGAGAUGCUUAUAAAAGAAAACUAAUUGCAUGGUGAGGAGUUAAAUAAAUAAAAUAAAGCAGUUGGAGGCGAUGCACAAUUAUUGCUCACUAUCUGCUUUUGAAGAGGUUUUUAUAGUCGGGAUUAAGAGUUUUGUGUCUCCGGACGUCGUGAGCUGUAAUGAACAGAAAAGGUCAUGCUUAAUUAUGUAAUUUUGAGUUCUUAUUGGGGGAGAUGAUGGCUGUAGAUGCAUUUACAGAGCUCGGUUGAUUGUUUCUUUUUGGGCUGAUGUUAAAGUGUUUUCACCGGGGCACUUGUUAAUGAUGUCUCUCCAGAGCUAACGAUUCACAUUGCCACAUUGUACCGCUACUUGCUGUGCCCUCUGCCCGUAAGGAAGACUGGAGUUUGGGGAGUAUCCUAGGGGAACCUCCAAAACCUCGUGCCCACCGAUGAUUCCACAUCUCUUCCCUUCCUUUCCCUGUCCCAGCUGUCCACCAGUAGUGGUAGUGCUGCUGCUUGUAGCGGGAGGCACCUGGCGAGGUAUCGGCCAGAUCAGUUCACCCUGAACUCAUCUGUCUGGAUAGCUCCACGCUUUAUCCCUUCUCCUUUGGAAAGCAGAAGGGUGGCUUUUCCAAACCGGAGGGCGGCUGCAACCAAAACCUUCACGUUGUCUCGUAAUAAGUCCCCAAUUCUUACUGCUCUUCUAAUCU
Centrocercus urophasianus (Greater sage-grouse) is the source of this 7921-nucleotide messenger RNA. It is a transcript of the gene CADM1, whose product is annotated as cell adhesion molecule 1. Gene Ontology annotation, molecular function: signaling receptor binding. Gene Ontology annotation, cellular component: neuron projection; plasma membrane; synapse. Gene Ontology annotation, biological process: susceptibility to natural killer cell mediated cytotoxicity; cell recognition; detection of stimulus. The record is from RefSeq and is a predicted model, not a curated record. The transcript has 11 exons. Bases 16 to 1239 code for a protein of 407 amino acids. Lineage: Eukaryota; Metazoa; Chordata; Aves; Galliformes; Phasianidae.